Molecule: messenger RNA, 1270 nt
Organism: Humulus lupulus (European hop)
Lineage: Eukaryota; Viridiplantae; Streptophyta; Magnoliopsida; Rosales; Cannabaceae
Product: transcription termination factor MTEF1, chloroplastic
Exons: 1
Coding region: 129-1118 (329 amino acids)
Biological process (GO): regulation of DNA-templated transcription
Molecular function (GO): double-stranded DNA binding
Source: RefSeq, a predicted model, not a curated record
AAAUCUAAACCCAACCAAUCAAAUUCAACCAUAAUGUCCACGUGUCAACCCCCACAACUAUAUUCAAUCCAAACUACCACUCUUCCCAAAAAAAAAAGAAAGAAAAACGCCAUUGUUGGUCUGCAACAAUGGCCAUGAGAACACUUCAGUCAUCGCUAUACUUAUCUUCUUCGUCUUCUUCGUCCCCAAAACCCUCUUCGUCUUCACCAACAUCAUCAUCAACAUCAUCAUCUUCUUCUUCUUCGCCGUCGUCGUCAUUUUCUCUGCCAAAUAUCCCCUUAAUCCCACCGAAACCCAACAAGAGCGUUCUCCACAAGCACCCACUCUACGCUCCAACCCAAUCCAACCUCUCUCUCCAAAUCAAAGAAAAGAUCGUCUGCCUCGAAAUCAUGGGAAUCGACUCAGGCAAAGCUCUAGCCCACAACCCAUCUCUCCACUCCGCCACACUCGGCUCCGUCGAAUCCAUCAUCACCUUCCUCAGAUCCAAAGGCAUCCAACAAAAAGACCUCAAAAAGAUCUUCGGAAUGUGCCCCAAGAUUCUCACCUCCGACAUCGCCGCCGACCUCAUCCCGGUCUUCGAUUUCCUGACGCGAGAUCUCCAAGUCCCUUUCCACAGCCUCAGAAAGGUGAUCAACAAGUGCCCCAGGCUGCUGGCGUCGAGCGCCAGAGACCAGCUGAAACCGGCUCUCUUCUACCUCCAGAGGCUGGGGUUCAAGGACGUGGAGGCUCUGGCCCAGAACGACGCCGUUCUGCUGGUGUCCAGCGUGGAGAAGACGCUGAUACCGAAGCUGAGGUUCUUGGAGAGCUUGGGGGUGUCGAAGGAGGAGGCGGUGGCGAUGGUGGUGAGGUGUCCGACGCUGUUCACGUUCAGCAUAGAGAACAACUUCAAGCCCAAGUUUGAGUAUCUGGUGGAGGAGAUGGGGAGGAAGGUGGAGGAGGUGAAGGAGUUUCCGCAGUACUUUGCGUUUAGCUUGGAGAAGAGGAUUAAGCCAAGGCAUAUGGAGAUUGUGAGGAGAGGGUUGGAGAGGGAGGUGGGUCUGCCAUUGAUGCUCAUCUCUACUGAUGACCAGUUUACACAGUUGAUUAACCCUAACCCUAUUCCCACUCCUAACGACUAGUCCGUACUAGUAGUGUAUCUUCAUUGCUAGUAUUGAUUAAUUUGGUUAUUACUUUUUUUUUUUUUUUUUUUGUAAAGCUCCAUCAUUAAUAACUAUAUAUAAAUAAAACAUAUAUUGAAGAAUUUUCAAUAAAAAAAAUAAUAAUUGAGUCA